Messenger RNA from Pocillopora damicornis (cauliflower coral), 2173 nucleotides. RefSeq names its product ATP-binding cassette sub-family D member 3. Gene Ontology annotation, molecular function: long-chain fatty acid transmembrane transporter activity; ATP binding; ATP hydrolysis activity. The record is from RefSeq and is a predicted model, not a curated record. Lineage: Eukaryota; Metazoa; Cnidaria; Anthozoa; Scleractinia; Pocilloporidae. Gene Ontology annotation, biological process: peroxisome organization; fatty acid beta-oxidation; very long-chain fatty acid catabolic process. Gene Ontology annotation, cellular component: peroxisomal membrane.
AUCAACAUGGUGAACGUAUUGAGCAAGAUCGCAGUGCGGUUGCCGGCUUUAAACUCUAAAGCUUCUGGAAUUGCUGUUGCAGCAGUUGCUGCUGGAAUUAUUGUGCUGUGGAAGAAAAAGCUUGACGAGCUGAGUAGUAAAAGAAAAGAUGUGACUGGUGAUUUGCAUAUUACUUUAGAGGAGGAAAAAAACAGAAAGAAAGGAAAGGCUGCUGUUGAUGGUGUGUUUUUUAGGCAACUGCUCAAGAUUUUAAAAAUUAUCAUCCCUGGAUGGCUUUCACCAGAGAGUGGUUACCUGUUACUUGUUGCUGUAUCUCUAAUAGCUCGGACAUACUGUGAUGUAUGGAUGAUAAACAAUGGGACAUCGAUUGAGAGGUCCAUUAUUGGCGGUGAUUUUCGAGGAUUUAAAGACAAUCUCCUUGCACUGGUUUAUGCAAUGCCAUUUAUAUCUGUGAUAAACCAACUCUUAAAGUUUGGAUUAAGUGAGCUCAAGUUGAGGUUCCGCUCCAGAUUAACUCUUCAUCUCUAUGAGAAGUAUCUAAGCUCUUUUACUUUCUAUAAAAUGAGCAACUUGGAUAACCGCAUUGCAAAUGCAGAUCAACUUCUAACUCAGGAUGUGGAUAAAUUCUGCAACAGUCUUGCUGAACUGUACUCCAAUAUAAGUAAACCUAUACUUGACAUAGCCAUAUAUGUACAAAGAUUGGCUGGAGCUAUUGGUAUACAGGGGCCAGCCAUAAUGUUGGGAUACUUAGCUUUCUCUGGACUUCUGUUAACAAGAUUGCGACGGCCAGUUGGUAGAAUGACAGCUGAUGAACAACAUCUUGAAGGAGAGUUCAGAUAUGUGAACUCAAGGCUCAUAACUAACAGUGAGGAAAUUGCUUUCUACCAAGGAGGGAGAAGGGAAAAACUUACAAUUGAAAGUACAUUUCACAGGCUGGUUGAUCAUCUGAGAAAUUUCAUUCAGUUUAGAUCUAGUAUGGGAGUUAUUGACAAUAUUAUAGCAAAAUAUAUAGCUACUGCUGUAGGAUUCUCAGUUGUCAGUCGUCCUUUUCUGAGUGCAUCAAGUACAAGGCACAUCAACAGCACACACAGUGAGAGAAUGGAGGACUAUUACAGAAGUGGCAGGAUGUUAGUGAAAAUGGCAGAAGCUAUUGGUCGCCUAGUGUUGGCGGGCAGAGAGUUAACUCGACUGGCAGGGUAUACUUCCAGAGUUUCAGAGCUAAUGACAGUGUUAAAAGACCUUAGUAAAGGAAAAUAUCAACGAACUAUGAUCAAUCAGUCGAGUCCACAGGCAGAGGGAGACAGUGAACGGCAAGAUAAGAUUCCUAGGAGCUCUUUGGUUCCAAACCAAGGCGAAAUAGUUGAAACAGAUCAUCUAAUCAGAUUUGAACAUGUUCCUCUGGUUACACCCAAUGGAGACAUUCUAGUGAACGACCUUUCGUUUGAGGUACGUUCGGGCAUGAAUGUGUUAGUUUGCGGGCCAAAUGGAUGUGGAAAAAGUUCUUUGUUCCGGAUUUUGGGAGAGCUAUGGCCGCUGUUUGGUGGUAAAUUAGUAAAACCAAACAAGAGCAAGCUUUUCUAUGUACCGCAGCGUCCUUACAUGGCCCUCGGAACGUUGCGGGAUCAGGUGAUUUAUCCCGACACUGUGGAAGAUUUGCACCGGAAAGGACUUACGGACCGAGACCUUGAGGAUUAUCUAAAACAGGUUCAUCUUGGUAAUAUUCUUGAGCGGGAAGGAAGCUGGGACUCGAUCCAGGAUUGGAUGGAUGUUCUGAGUGGUGGUGAGAAACAAAGGAUGGCAAUGGCUCGUCUUUUCUACCACAAACCUCAGUUUGCUAUUCUGGAUGAAUGCACUAGUGCAGUUAGUGUGGAUGUGGAGGGUUUCAUGUAUACACGCUGUAGAGAGGUUGGCAUCACAUUAUUUACUGUCUCACAUCGCAAGUCGUUGUGGAAAUACCACGAGUAUGUUUUGUACAUGGACGGCAGAGGCACGUAUGAGUACAAACCGAUUGAUUCUGCUACUACAGAGUUUGGUUCCUAAACAUCCUACUCUGACCUCGAUACACGCCACCCGUCGAUCAACAACUACAACUGCACACUCAGAACACCGAUCGAUCCUUCAACUUCUAUCCCACUUAGCACUCGCCAAUCAAUUAAACUGCCCUACCCAACAA